AUGCCGUCCGCCGACUCUGCCCCGUCACUCCUUUCUCGCCUCUCCCCCGCGGUCCCCCUCCCAGGCGACUUUAGCAGCCCUUCUCCCGCCCAGCCUAUCGCCAAGUCUCCCACUCAUCGACCGACCUACCUCGCGUCGCCUCCAGCUCCGUCCUUCCUUGCCGGCACCCCGCCCAAAUCGUCCGUCUCUCCUCGAAAAGGCGCAGGCUUCUCUCGCUCGCCUCAUGCUCCGCCGCAUAUACCUGCACUCCCCGCGGACGUGCUGAGCAAGGCGCAGCCUAUCCCGGCGAACCGAAGCACCCGCAGCUCUCGAUGGGCCGCGUCGCCGCCUUCGUCUCCGCCGUUAGCGCGUUCGCCUCUUUCGUUCGGGAACAGGGCGCAAGCAUCUGGCAUCUCACCAAACGGUAACAACUUGUCAUCUUCGACUGGCAAGACGCCCACAGCCUCGUCACCCGCACUCGACCAGAUCGAAGCGAUGCUCUCGCAACUCCGCACGACGAAUCCGUCCUCAUCGCCGGCCAAGUCGCCGACUAUACAGUCUAACUUCUCUCAAUCGCCGGCACCAACCAUCAUCAGCCAUCUUACGCCGUCGCAGCCGGAGACGCAGCACGAAUCGCCAGCCGCUGCUCCCGCCAAUCCUUAUCCGCCUCCGCCUGCUUCCGUUCAGUCAGCUCAGCCUGAAGCGCCGAAAAAGAAGGUCCUGGGUGGCAGGUCAAAGUGGGCGCGCGCCGGGGACGACGAGCCGGACGAAUUUGCAUCGCUCGCGGAGAAAGAGCUGCAUUCAGGUUCGAAGAGCAAGCAAGAGCAGGAGCAGAAGCCUGUGGUGCCGUCUGUGCAGGGACCAAUUGCGUCAGUAGCGGACAAGCCAACGGCGCUCGCUCGAUCGCCCUCCGUCGAUACGACCGCUCCUCCUCCCGUCGCUGAGAGCGACUCUCAAGCGGAUCCACCGGACCAGGCAGACCCGUCCUUCUCCGCCUCACCUCAACGUCGUCCAUCCAUCUCCUCCACGAGCAGCUCGUCGGCGUCGCAGAGCCACCACAUCGACUGGGCGGACGACGACGACGACGAGUUGCCCGGUCUCGACGACUGGGGCAUCGAGACGACGCCGGCGACGUACGACGUCUCGACGCCCUCUGCCCCAGCUAUACCGUCAACGUCGCUGCCUCCGUCGAUGCCGCCUCUGGGCGCUCGACGCCGCUCGACCGGCCGCUCGCAGAAGAGCCCGCCUCAGCCUUCGCCUGCCCCUCUUCCGCCCGUCAAUCGCUUCACUGCCCCUCCUUCGCCGACGAAAGGUACUCCUCGCACCCCUCGCGGUCCGCCAGCGAAGCCGCCUGCUCGCCUUUUCGCCUCGGCUCGAGCGGCAGCGCUCGCGACGCCUCCUCACCUCGCUGCAUCAGCCUCGACGCCCACUACCCCCAUGGCGUUGGCUCCACACGCAGCACAGACCGAGGAAGGGUCCUGGCGCGACCGCAAGCCUCGCACGCCCGGCGGACCAGGCUCCGCGCUCUUCUCGCGCGCAUUCAGCGGGAUCAGUCCAGCUGCCGGCUCGCCUCCGACGCCGGUGGCUGCGCCUGUCAGUCCUGCGACGGAGGCGGCGAGUAAGGGUCGUCGGUCGAGGGGAGGGAAGGCGAGGAACAAGGGAGGAGCGGGAGGAGCUGCAGGAGGGGGAAAGGCGGGCGGGGCGGGUGCAGGUGCUGGUGCACAGGCUAGCAAGUGGGCUUAA
This is a messenger RNA of Rhodotorula toruloides NP11, 1722 nucleotides long. RefSeq lists its product as uncharacterized. The coding region runs from base 1 to 1722 and encodes 573 amino acids. Lineage: Eukaryota; Fungi; Basidiomycota; Microbotryomycetes; Sporidiobolales; Sporidiobolaceae. The transcript has a single exon. The record is from RefSeq and is a predicted model, not a curated record.